UUUACUUAGCCGUGCAUAAUAGCCGCCCUGAACGGUGUGCCCGGAGUCACAAAACAAGCGCACCAAAGCAGCCUGAGUAUGACCCGCCCCCACGAACCAGAAACGGCAGAUAGUGUGACGGAUAGCGCAGAAGAAAGCCAGGCUGGAGCUGCCCUGGGAAGUCAGGAGUCUGCCGGAGUCAACGCAGAACAACGCCAUUUCACCACCAGCCACGGGAACAGCAAACUAAAGCUACAGAAUGGCGAUGGAUAUCUAUGACUCUCAGUACCUGCUCAUCCUAGCCCCCUCCCUGGUCAUUGCCCUCAUGUUCCUCUUCUUCUGGCUCUUCAUGAAGGAGACCUCCUACGAUGAGGUGCUGGCCCGGCAGAAACGAGACCUCAAACUACCACCAUCCAGGCCAGACACCCGUAAGAAGAAUGAGAAGAGGAAGAGCAAGAAGAAGGAGAGUGCUAGUGGAGGAGGAGGAGGCGGCGGUGGAGGUGGAGGAGAGUCUGAGGAGGAUAUUCGGGAUUUUGAUGUGGCAGAUGGUGCCAACGAGGUAGAAGAGGAACCUACACCGGUGGCUACUCCAGAUCCAGCUCCAGCUACACCUACUCCUUAUGUGCCUGUCUCUGUGACACCCGAGGCUCCUGUUAGUCUGAGGGAGAGGAAGAAGAAGGACAAGAAGGCCGCUAAGGCUGCCGCCGCUGCUGCUGCUGCUGCUGCUGCUGCUGCGGCCGCUGCUUCAGCUUCCUCCGAGGAGCCAGAAGUGAACGGAUCCAAGCCAGUGAGCCGCAAGUCGGAGCAACCUCUGUCUGCAGGCAAACAGUCCAGCCCUCCCUCUCCCCAGCCUGAGGUUGAGGUCCUGGUCCAAGCUGUCCAGGCUCCUGUUCAGGCUCAGACACCUCCCCAGACCUCUGGGAAGAAGAAGGACAAGAAGAAACAAAAAGCAGAGCCUGUUGCAGUGGAUGAUCAGCAGCCGGAGGUUAAGUCUGAGCAGGCUCCCGCAAAGAAGGAAGCUCCUAUUGUUGCUGAAACCAAAGUUCUGGAUGGUGCAACCCCUGUUGCUACAAGUGGCAAGAAGAAGAACUCUUCCAAGAAGCAGAAGACUGAGCAUGUUGAAGAAGCCCAUGUUCUGGCUGACUCGGCAGCUUCUGCCAACCACCAGGCAGGUCAUAACGAUGAGGUACCAGCUAAAGGGAGUGGCAAGAAACAGAAGAAUGAGACUGACAAAGAGAACACCGGGGUGAAGCUGAAGGAGCUGCUGUCGGGUCUGUCCAGCCUCGCUCUGUCAGAGGCCGAGGCCGUCAGCGUGAUAGCUCUUCUCCGGGAAAAGAGUCCUAAUGCUUUGGACGCCUGCUUCAAAUCUGCGGCGAGGCCUGACCCAGCUCUACAGGAGCGAGAGAGACUUCUCACAACUGUACAAGAGGAGUCGUCCAUCGCCAAGGACAAAGUGAAGCAGCUGAGCCAGGAGCUUCAGGUUGAGAAGCAGAAGACAUCCCGAGUGGAGGCCGUGAUGAGGGAUCAACGCGCCGCCAUGGAGAAGGAGCUGGGAAGCAUGCAGGGCAAAGCGCAGGGCAGCUACCAGGAGCUCCAGUCCAUGCAGAUCAAGUUCCAGCAGGCGAGGGAGCAGCUGGAAAGCCAGAUCACUCGGCUGCAGCAGGAGAACGGCAUCCUGAGGGACGCAGUCAGCUCUGCCACCAACCAGAUGGAGAGCAAGAAUUCAGCCGAGCUGAACAAGCUGCGUUCUGAGUACGCCGGUCUGAUGAAAGAGCUGGCCGACAACAACAGCAAGCUGCAGCAGGAGGAGCACCAGAGGAAGUCACUGGAGGUCAACUACAAGCAGAACGUGUCCCAGCUGGAGGCCCAGCUGCAGGAUGCUAAAAGGAGUUGGGAAGAACUGCAGAAAUUCCUCCACAAUGUCAACGCUGAGAGGGAGAAACUCCAGGGCUCAAACCAAGAGCUGCACAACCAACUGGUGGCCGUGGAGACGGAGAUGAACAACAAGAACAAGGAGAUCCAGACCAUACACAGCAGCCUGACUGAAGCCAUGGUGUCCAAGGAGCGCCUGGAGCAGAGAGUGAUGGAGCUGAUGGAGAUGUCCCAGCACAGCAUGCCUGAUGACGCACUGCAAGUCCGGGUUCAGGAUCUUAUGAACGAGAACAAAAUUCUUCACGUCCAGAGCGAGACCAUGCAGGCCCAGAACGAGGCCCUGCAGGUCCAGAUCUCUACACAGGUCACCCAUGUCUCUCACUUUGACGAGCUACAGAAGCUAUUGGCUGACAAAGAGUUGCAGAGAAAGAGUCUGGAGGAUUCUCUAAAUGCCGAGAGGAGCAGUGGGGCCACCAGAGAAACCAAUAUGCAGGCCUUGCACAAUGACAACAUGUCCCUGAAGGCAGAGUUCAUAAUGCAGGCACAGAUUUCUGAUCAGACUGCCUCCCAACUAGCUUUGGACCACUUCCAGAAGAGUGUUCGGGAAAAGGAGGACAACAUGAAAACUGUGGAGGACCUGCUGGAGAAGGGGCUGAUCGAGGUGGCCAACAAGGAGGAAGAGCUCAAGGCUGUAAGAGAUGAAAACGAGGGACUAAAACAGGACAUGGAGGCCUUAAAGAGAAUGACAGCAGAACAGGCACCAUCAGAGUCAAAAGUGGAAGAACUCCAGGGCAUGAUCCAGGAGAAGGAUGUGAAGCUAAAAUCAGUGGAGGAGAGUCUACAGACGGCACAGGAGUGCAGCUCGACCAGAGAGAAGGCGGUUGAGGCUCUGGAGCAGCAGCUGGCUGCCCUGCAGACAGAGAUGGAGCAGCUGAGACAGAAGGAGACACGAGAAGAGCAGACCAGUUCUGAUGCCCAGCUCCAAGAACUCCACACCCAGCUAGCAGCAAAGGAUCAAGAGAUCCAGAUGCUGCAGGCUGAGAUGGAGGCAAGGACUAAGGCAGCGAGCGAGCAGGUGGAGCAGAUACAGCAACAGCAGACCCAAGCAGCAGAGCCAAGCACAGAGCUUCUGUCAGCGUUGUCAGAGAAGGAGAAGCAGGUCUCAGAUCUGCAGGCUGAGCUGUUCGAGCUGAGAGACUCCCUGGAGCUUCACAGGAAGAAGAACAACGAGCUUCGGGAGAAAAACUGGAGUGCAAUGGAAGCUCUAUCAGCCACCGAAUCCAUACUUCAAGGGAAACUCAGCAAAGCUGUCAAGGAGAACCAGACAGCCCUGGAGAUGUGCCAGGCCGAGUGUCGAGAUGUUCUGCAGAGACUUCUGCCCCAUGUGCCUCUGCCCAGUGUGCAGAACCAUCAAGAAUGGCUUCACAGAUUUGAGGAGGCAGUAGCUGAAAGCUCAGCUGCACAAUCCACCCCUGCAUCAGGGGACUCUGAGGGACUGGCUGAGAAGCUGAAGGAAGCCGAGGAAGCACAAAAGAUCCUACAGAAAGAUUGCGAGACCUACAAGAAGGUGUUGGCAGAGACGGAGGGCAUCCUGCAGCGCCUGCAGAACAGCGUGGAGCAGGAGGAGUCCCGCUGGAAGGUGAAGCUGGAGUUGUCACAGGGGGAGCUCAAAGAGAUGAGCCAGAAAGUCACAGCUAUGGAGCAGGAGAUUGAGAGAAUAACUGAGGGAGCCGAGUUGGAAAAUCUCAGAAGAGAAAAGCAGCACUUGGAGUCCGAGUUGGAGAGGGCAGAGAACGAGAGUGCCACCUAUGUAACAGAGGUCAGAGAGCUCAAAGAUCUGUUGACUGAAUUGCAGACCAGACUUGAUGGCUCAUAUACAGAGGCUUUCAGACAGAAUGAGGAGCUGAAUUUGCUGAAAACCCAGCUCACUGAGACUCUGUCCAAGCUGGAGACAGAAGAGAGUGAGAGGCAAAAGGUGGCUGGGGACCUGUAUACGGCCCAGCAGUCUCUCGAUCUGAUCCAGGGCGAGCUCUCCAAAGUGACGGAAAACGCUGAUGGCCUGAUAGAGAAUAGCAGUCUGUCGUCACAAACAGAGGAGAUUGACAGAAAAGAGAAAAUGACUGCAGGACUAAACCAAACAGUUCAGGAACUGCAGCAGCUGCUACAAGGCGUCAGCAGGAAACUCACCAAGAGAGAGGAUGGGGAGGCUGACAAAGGUCUGCCCAAGGUAUAGUGAGAGGACGACAGACCCCCACGCAGCCACCCUGACUGCACUACAGAGACCACCUUUGCCCUUCGGUCUUAUCACUUACACCAUACUGUAACACCCAGCCACCCCCCUUUUUCACUCAACCUCCGUCACUUCACCUGUACUGUAAGUGAGCCUCCAGCUGACUCUGGCAGAGGCGCUGGCAAACCCCUCCCAGUCUCACUGCGGGCCGUAAGGGAGCAGGCAGAGCUUACUUUAUUCCAAACACUCCAGACUCUGUACCAAAACAACGCCUCCACUCCCACCACAUUCCUCUUCUGCAGCAGCAUCGCCAGUUAAUUUUUAUUCUAAACUUUAAGAUGACAUCCAGCAUAAUUUAAACUGCGUGGCAACCAUUCCUCUGUUUUAAAACGCCCGUAUUUUUCAAUGAAAUCCCUUUUUGAAUACUGCAGUAGUUGUUGUUAUUUGUAAAGGGAUGGCAGUGAUACACGUUUCUGGCUUGAUGGAACAAACUUUGGGUUUCAGUACUUUUUUUUUUCCUUAACUUAAAAGAUAUGUAUUGUUUAAAUGUUCAAGUUAGGACCUGCUGAAAUACACUAUGUUGUUGAUCUGUUUACCUCCUGACCAGAAAACUAUCAAACUGCAUCAUCGUGCGUUCAUAAAUUCACAGCUCCAUGCAUACCAUGGCUCAGUAAUGGGUGGGAAAAGGGAGAUCAAAAGGGGUCUGGGCAUAUCAGAAGGGUCACUACGUGAUUUUAACUAAGGAGAUGCAUGGACAUAUUAAGUUUAGUCUGUACUCCAGCUCCAGAGAAGGCUGUGGAAAGAGAAGGCCAGGUCAACAGUGUAGAGGUUUUUACUCCUUCUCCAACUACUUUAGGAAUAAGCGUCUCAUAUCAUCUGUAAUCAACACUCGCUAUAUUGUUGCUAAGUUCAUUAACACUGAAGAUUUUGUUCUUUUUGUAACAGGCGAUGAUAAUAAAAGGGAUGCUUGAUAAAUCUG
Messenger RNA from Eleginops maclovinus (Patagonian blennie), 5060 nucleotides. RefSeq names its product kinectin 1 (gene ktn1). Gene Ontology annotation, cellular component: endoplasmic reticulum membrane. Lineage: Eukaryota; Metazoa; Chordata; Actinopteri; Perciformes; Eleginopidae. Gene Ontology annotation, biological process: microtubule-based movement; protein transport. The record is from RefSeq and is a predicted model, not a curated record. Gene Ontology annotation, molecular function: kinesin binding.